UGCUCACAUCUGUUUUGUGGGAGGGAAAAAUCAGCAAACAGGCUCAGAAUACCUGUCAUGCAAAUGAGAGUGUCUGGUUUUCAUCUUCCUCUUCUUCCCAGGAACAUCAUGAAGGGGAAAUGGAGAGCUCAAUUUUGGGGAAAUUGCAAAGGGUAAAAGGGGGAGGAGAUCAGUUACAACACACUAUUGCGACACUCAGCAGGGUUGAAAGUGACAACAGCGAGGGUUUCUCUUUUUGGAAAUAUGAGGGUUUUUCCGCUUCUGACAGUGGGACGGAAUGACAGCAAUGCAGGCCGAGGCAGCCUGCCGCCCUUCUGGGAGAAGACCCUGCAAGAUGCAAGCAUUUAGAAUCUGGGAUAUUAACCAGAAGACUUUCUAUCUGAGGAACAACCAACUCAUUGCUGGCUACUUACAAGGACCAAAUACUAAAUUAGAAGAAAAGAUAGACAUUGUGACCACUGACCUUCAUAGUGUGUUCUUGGGGAUCCACGGAGGGAAGCUGUGCCUGUCUUGUAUCAAGUCUGGAGAUGAUGUCAAGCUCCAGUUGGAGGAAAUUAACAUCACUGAUCUGAGCAAGAACAAGGAACAAGACAAACGCUUCGUCUUCAUCCGCUCAGAUAAAGGCCCCACCACCAGCUUUGAGUCAGUUGCCUGUCCAGGCUGGUUCCUCUGUACAGCACUAGAGGCUGACCAGCCUGUCAGUUUCACCAACAAACCUGAAGAGCCCCUUACAGUCACAAAGUUCUACUUCCAGGAAGACCAAUAGUACUUCCCAGGCCUACCCUUCCCCACUCCCAGGCCAUCAAUGACUCCAUCAACUGCCUCCUCACUCUGGCCAUCAUUGGGUCUGAAGACCAACUUUGCAGGGUAUACAGUAGAGGGAGGUAGAAGAGCCUUGAUGACAGAUUUCUGCCUUCCCCUCUUGGCUGACCCAAUCCCCAUGAUGCUUCCAGAAUGAUCUUUCAAAUUGGACCAUGGCAGGCCCUUGUUUAAAACCCUUCCUCAUUGCCUCUGCCCUUUGAGUGAAUCCUAGACUACUUGCUGGGCCUAGGUGUCUUCUACUCUCCACACUUCCUGUUCUUCCAUUGUCCUACAGGUCCACAGCCCAGACUAAUCAACUUGUUUGAUAACACCCUUGAAGUGGCUCCCUUACCCUGUUUUAUAAACCUCUGCUGGUCUGUGGAGAAGGUUUUUAUUCUCCUUGCCGUCCAUUUGGUUUUUGGUGCUUGGGAUGAAGCCCACCAGGGCCUCAUGUAUACUAAGUAUGUGCCUACCACCAACUAUGAUUUCAGCUCACAGGGAAGUUUUUAAGGAUCCAGAAAACAGAAGUUAAGGAUCUCAUAGUUAUUUUAUUAGGCCAGCCUUAUUCCAUGUGGGGGAGAGUCCUUCUUGUAGAGCUAAUGUCCUUUCUGAGAGGGGCUGGGAACUAGAUGUCCCUACAUUUGUGAAAUGAUGAUAAACAUGGGAAAAUAGAUAGUAGGUUUUCCUCUUUUCCUUCUUUCUACAAUGUUCUAAACUGAAAAAUUAAAAUUUAGUAGACUAUAUUAUCCCCAUAAUCAUUUUUUUUAUUUUUCUUUGGGGGGGUUCAAUAGUCUGAAAAUAGUCUGAAUCCCUCUGUCCAGCCCAAAUGCCAUCUCCACUCCAAACUCUCCACAGCUGCCUGCAGAUGUGCCCCACCAUCACUGUGCAAAUAUCUGCCAGGCUCCUCCUGCUGUGGUGAAUGAAUCCACUGAUCAUUUCUUGACCAUGUUAGCACUUCUAACCUUGAAACUAGUGUGGAAGCAGCUAUGGCCCCUGCCUGUUUCCUCUGCCAGACUGUGAGCUCCACAGAGCAGCGAGCAUUGUGUGUGUGUGUGUGUGUGUGUGUGUGUGUGUGUGUGUGUGUGUGUGUUGGGUCCCUGUAGGCCUGAGCACCAGCUUGGCUCUUGGCAGGCACUCGGUGACUGUGUGUUGUGUAUGCUGAGUCCUCCCUGUGACUUUAGCUGUAUUUUACAAUAAAACACUGAAAAUGUC
Molecule: messenger RNA, 2013 nt
Organism: Phodopus roborovskii (desert hamster)
Lineage: Eukaryota; Metazoa; Chordata; Mammalia; Rodentia; Cricetidae
Gene: Il1rn
Product: interleukin 1 receptor antagonist
Exons: 5
Coding region: 278-766 (162 amino acids)
Biological process (GO): negative regulation of interleukin-1-mediated signaling pathway; inflammatory response to antigenic stimulus
Molecular function (GO): interleukin-1 receptor antagonist activity; interleukin-1 receptor binding; cytokine activity
Source: RefSeq, a predicted model, not a curated record